AUGCGUUAUGCUGUACUUGUAACCGGCCCUGCGGGCGCAGGAAAGUCGACAUUCUGCACCUCGAUCUUGACGCACCUGCAGACCGCGAAGCGAACGGGGCACCUCGUGAACCUUGACCCUGCGGCAGAGAGCGCAUCCUUUGAGUACGAGCCCGCCAUCGACAUCCGUGACCUCGUCAGCCUAGCGGACGUGAUGGAUGAGCUGGACUAUGGCCCUAACGGCGGGCUGGUGUAUUGCUUUGAAUAUUUGCUGCAAAAUAUGGACUGGCUAGAUGAAGAGCUUGGCGAAUACGAGGAUGACUACCUAAUAUUCGACUGUCCCGGACAAAUUGAGCUCUACACCCAUCAUCCAUUUCUUCCGAGUCUGGUGCGGCACCUAACCCGCCUCGGGUUGCGUACAUGCGCCGUCUACCUCAUCGAAUCACAAUUCAUGGAGGAUAAAUACAAGUUCUUCAGCGGUGUGCUCUCCGCGAUGUCUGCUAUGGUGAAUCUCGAAAUUCCAUGGAUCAACGUUAUGUCCAAGAUGGAUCUGGUAACGAGUAGCACUGAGGACGCCGCGAGUGGACGAAAUGGAAUUCGCGCCCGAAAAGAUAUUGCGAGAUACCUCGACCCGGACCCGCUCCUCCUUGUGUCUGCACCCGGAAGCCGCGAAGAGCGCUCAGAGCGCAAUUCACGCUUCCACGCUCUGAAUCAAGCAAUUGUCCAACUCAUUGAAGAUCACCCACUAGUCUCCUUUCUGCCACUCGACCUCACAAAUCCAGACUCCAUCGAGACGGUGCUCAGCCACAUAGACUACACGAUGCAAUAUGGCGAGGAUGAGGAGCCCAAGGAGCCACAAGAUCUGGAUGAAGGUGACUUCGCCGACAUGGAGUGA
Molecule: messenger RNA, 873 nt
Organism: Sparassis crispa
Lineage: Eukaryota; Fungi; Basidiomycota; Agaricomycetes; Polyporales; Sparassidaceae
Product: GPN-loop GTPase 3
Exons: 7
Coding region: 1-873 (290 amino acids)
Molecular function (GO): GTPase activity
Source: RefSeq, a predicted model, not a curated record